This is a messenger RNA of Daphnia magna, 396 nucleotides long. RefSeq names its product ubiquitin fusion degradation protein 1 homolog. Lineage: Eukaryota; Metazoa; Arthropoda; Branchiopoda; Diplostraca; Daphniidae. The transcript has 2 exons. Bases 60 to 353 code for a protein of 97 amino acids. The record is from RefSeq and is a predicted model, not a curated record.
ACUUGUUUUUAUAAUAAGAAGCCAAAAAAAAAAUUUUGAAAAAAAAACAAGAAGAACACAUGGAUACAAUUGAACCAAUAACUUACGAGCCAGAAGAUCAAGGAUUUAUAGCCUUUGCUGGACAAGGAAUCAGGUUGGACGGAAAAGUAAGAAAAGUCAAAGACGAUGAGCCCCCUGUCAUUAAAGCUAGUUAUAAACGAGGAGUACCUGACUAUGAUUACCAUUUCGGUAACCUCAAGUUUAUUCGAGCCCCAAAGAAAGAUGAUGACAAAAAGAAGGAAUCUGCUGAAACUUCUACCUUUGAAGCUUUCUCAGGUGCUGGAAAAUCUUUGCGCCAAACGAAAGCAGUUUAAAAUAAAUCUUCUCCUAUAAGUCGAAAUACACGUGUUUUCUCUU